This is a messenger RNA of Prunus mume (Japanese apricot), 684 nucleotides long. The record is from RefSeq and is a predicted model, not a curated record. Lineage: Eukaryota; Viridiplantae; Streptophyta; Magnoliopsida; Rosales; Rosaceae.
AUGACAGAAAAAUCAGUCGAGUUGGCAAUAGUAGUAUUCUUUUUCAAGUCAGGAGGCUCCGGACAUUUCGGCCAAAGAGUGACCACCGUGAACGUGUUCCUUGUUAUGCAUUAUCUGACAAGGGUUUUCCUAAUCUACAGAUUCGGUAAUUAUCUCAAGUACAAUACCGAAACAUGGGUUCAAGCUCCAUUCUAUUUUUUCUUCUACGUCCUUGCUAGUCAUGUACUUGGAGGUUUUUGGUAUUUCUUUUCUAUUCAACGAGAGAUAUCAUGCUGGCACCAAUCCUGUAAAAAUGCUAUAAGUUGUGGUGCUACUGAUUAUUGCAGUGGUAGUACUUCACGAAAUAUCAUCUUCCUAAAUGAGUUAGGCCCGUCAAAUCCACCAAAUGCUAACGUAUUUAAUUUUGGAAUAUUUCUUGAUGCCAUUCAAUAUGGAACCACAAGAUCAAUGCAUUUUCCAACCAAGUUCUUUUACUGCAUAUGGUGGGGCGUCAGAAAUCUAAGUAACUUUGGUACGAAUUUGCAAACAAGUAGCUAUGUGUGGGAAAACUGCUUCGCAAUUAUCGUUUCUUUCAUUGGCCUGCUAUUAUUUUUAUAUCUCCUUGGAAACCUACAGAUAUUUAUGCAACAAGCACUCACAAGAUCGUUGGAUAAGGAGCAGAAUGGAGAAAGUCAUAAAUCGUAG